ACACCACCAGGCCUUUUUUAUAUUGACGUGCGUCCGAGUGUGCCACCACUUCGCGGCAACCUACUCGGUGUUAAACGCUUCAGUACGUUUUUAAUAUUUUUAUCUUUGUUGUCCGACUUUUUCGCCGGUUGUUCCAUCGCCGCACGCCACAUUCUCUGUCGCUUGUCGUUACCUUUGUACGCGCAAUGCGACGUUUCGUCUCCAUCAAUCAGUCGGUCAUAUUGUUCAGUAACGAUUAAUUGUCGUAAAUGAGUAACGAUUGCCAUAACUGCUGUAUUGCUGUCAUCGAGACAGCAUCGCUUUCCACUCCGAUACCGCUGGCCAUCAUCGUCGUCGGGCCGCUCGAUUGUAAAAGGCGGGUAUCGUUCGGCUGUCCGUCAUGCACAAGAGUCUAACGCGUCUAUAUAUACGAGCGUGCGACACCCGUGAACUCGUCACACGACGGGGUGCCGGAGAACGUAUACGUUGGUGAUUUUUCGCCAAACUCCGUAGUGCCUCCUCCUUUUCGUACUCCCGAUCCUGCAUCGCCGCAGUCGCCAUAAUAUGCGAUGGUUUCACCUGAGAACCACAAUUUUACGUAUGUCGUCGGUUCGCCAACAGUGACAUUGUAUAUCUUUGUGUAAUUCCACGCUGUUUACGUUAACGCUGCCAAGAUGCCGGCCGUUGCUAUAUCAAUCACCAUAAUAUAUACGUAUAACUGAUUACAAUAUUAUACAAAAUAGUUAAUAUGAUACCGCGGCAUUUUAUAUAGAUAAUUUAGCAGCACCUCUGUAGUGAGCACAUACAAUAUUAUUAUUAUUAUUAUUUAAAGUAUUAUACUUAUUAUUGUCUAUACACUAUAUACACGAUUUUUAUUGUUUAAUAUAAACAUAUCUUGUUAUUUACAUUUUAUUUGACAACCUACAGUAGAAUAAUAAUUAAAAGUAAACAAUACAUUAUUUCAAAUUUUUAUUGGUGUUUGGAUGAAGUAUAAACUAGAUGUGAUAUCGUUUUUCGCCUACAAAUCCAAAUAUACGUCUUUUUCAGGGGGAACGGUAUUUGCGAUUAUUCUAAAAACGAUGUAGCGUGCUCAAGGCACCGUUUGCACUUCUUUUCAUAUCAAUAAAGUCACGAAAAUCUAAAAAUUUAAUACCUAACGCAUUGAUAACCGUUUUUUUGAAAAAAAGUCGUAUGCCAAUUUUCGAGGUGAAGGAUGUAUUUUUGAACUCCGAAACUUUACACGCGUCGUUAGUGGGAACGGUAUUCGCGAUUAUUCUAAAAACGUUGUAGCGUGCUCAAGACACCGUCUGCAUUUCUUUUCAUAUCAAUAAAGUCACGAAAAUCCAAAAAUUGUAUACCUAACGAUACUGAAAACUGUUUUUUUGAAAAAAAGUCGUAUGCCAGUUUUCGAGAUGAAGGAUGUAUUUUUGAACUCCGAAACUUUACACGCGUCAUUAGGGGAACAGUAUUCGCGAUUAUUCUAAAAUCGUUGUAACGUGCUCAAGACACCGUCUGCAUUUCUUUUCAUAUCAAUAAAAUCACGAAAAUCCAAUUUAGUGUAUUUGGCAUUUGCUAUUGCAUAAUAGCUCAGCUGAGAUUUCAGUUUAUCGGCCAAUUGGCAAUGGCCCAGUAAAUUUACGUUGUGACACCAGAAUGUGGUAGAUCAACUAUGCAAUAAACAAAUCAAUGUUAUAAAUGAAGACAAACUUCCAGAAAGUUGCAAAAUGUCACUUUUAGAUAAUGAACACUCUUCUGAAAAUAUAAACUGUGCUGAUAAAUUAAAUUUGACUAAUACUCAAGAAAAAAAUAAUUUUAAAACAUCUGCUAUGUUAACAAGUAUAGAUAAUAACAAAAUAACUAAUACAGUACAUGACUCAAAUCAAUUAAAUCAAGAAGAGUGUAAAUUUUUAAUAGAUAAAAUAAAUUCUAAUGAAUCUAAUUUGAAUAGUCAAGAUGAAAACUUAUUAUUAGAAUUGGUGAAAAGAAUGAACGAAAAUGUUAGUUCAGAAGUAUUAGAAAUAGAUACCCAACAAUUUAUGGAAUUAAAUUUAUGCAAAGCUGUCCAACAACUAAAUGAAAUUUCACCAUCAAUAAAUUUAGAUAGUACUAAGACACACACUAUUAAACAAAUAGAUUUAGAAAAUUCAACUGUAAUUCCAGUGCUACCUUUGAUUAAUGAAUUAAUAAAUUCGGAAACAAAAAACAAUAAUUCAAUUAUUGUUGAUGAUUCAAAGAAAUCAGAAAAGUUUAAUCAUCCAUCUUCUAAAACUGAUCCUGAAUUUCCUAUUCAAGAUCAAUAUGUUGAAUUUCCGGAUGAAGACCAAGAUGCAGAAAUAAUUGCAUUUCGAGCUAUGUGUGAGGCAAUGUUAAAAAUUGGAACGAUCGAUAACAAUAUAAAAGAUGAUAAUAAGAUAAUUGUGAGUUGUUUCAAUAGUAUGGAAUAUGAACCGAGUACAUCUAAAUUAAAUUCUAGUGCUUAUGAUAUUUCAAAACAUUUAAAACGAAAAAGACAUCAAAUCAAUAAUUUAAAGAUCUAUUCAUCGGAUGAUAGUUAUAGUUCACCUGAAUAUUCAAAUGAACUUUCACCAAAACGAUAUAAAUAUAAAAGCAAAAAAACAAAAAGUAUUUUUUUACAGAAUAAUUUAAAAAUUAAUUCUAAAUGUGACUCAGCUACAACUAUAAUUCAACCAGAAAAUGUAGAGAAAAUCAAAUUAUCUAAUUUAACAUAUGAAGAUAAAGAGCUUAAUUGUAUGAUAACUAAAAAUCUACUGCCAAAAGUUCAAAAUGAUUUGAAGUGCAAAAAAAUAAAUGAUGAUUCAUUGAAACAAAACAAUUUUUUAAAAGAAAAUCAGACAAUAUUUUAUUAUUCACCUGCUGGAAAAGUGCACAAUGAUAUGUUAAAUUUUAUUAAAAACAAAGAUUGUCAUUCAAUUCAAUGAUUUAUAUAUAUUAUCUAGAAAUUAUUACUUUAUAAGUUAAUUUUUAUUUAUUAAUAUAUUAUUGUUACAAAUUAUAUAAUUAUAAAGUUAAUAAGUAAUAAUAGAAAAAAAUAUUAACUGAAUAUAAAACAUAUUCACUUUUUUUUUUAAUUUACUGCAUUAAUUAUUAUAAUCUGAUUUUAACAUUGACGUGCUUCAGAUUACAAUCAUGAAUUCAUGAUUAUUAAAUGAUACCAUUCAAUUUUUAUAAGUUUGAUUUAAUAAUGAUAUACUUUUUUUGUACCUAA
Molecule: messenger RNA, 3205 nt
Organism: Rhopalosiphum padi (bird cherry-oat aphid)
Lineage: Eukaryota; Metazoa; Arthropoda; Insecta; Hemiptera; Aphididae
Exons: 4
Coding region: 1704-2918 (404 amino acids)
Source: RefSeq, a predicted model, not a curated record